Capronia epimyces CBS 606.96 is the source of this 1680-nucleotide messenger RNA. RefSeq names its product kinesin family member 1/13/14. The record is from RefSeq and is a predicted model, not a curated record. Lineage: Eukaryota; Fungi; Ascomycota; Eurotiomycetes; Chaetothyriales; Herpotrichiellaceae. The coding region runs from base 1 to 1680 and encodes 559 amino acids. Gene Ontology annotation, molecular function: ATP binding; microtubule motor activity; microtubule binding. The transcript has 2 exons. Gene Ontology annotation, biological process: microtubule-based movement; mitotic spindle organization.
AUGGCACCCUCAAACGGCAAUAUGAACCCAGCAGGAAACGUCAAGGUCGUGGUCAGAGUUAGGGGGUUUCUUCCACGAGAAAUCGAGAGAGGAGCUCAAUGUUUGAUCGAGAUGAACCCGCAGACGCAAUCAACGAGACUUCUCCCUCCGCCUUCGAGCGAUCCUGCCAACGCCCGAGCUCAGACUCGAAAGGUCCUGGAGGAGAAAACGUUCACCUUCGACAAUUCGUUCUGGUCUCACAGCACAGAGGACAAGCAUUAUGCCACACAAGAGGACGUCUACAACUGUCUGGGAGAAGAGUUCUUGGACCACAACUUUGAGGGCUACCACACCUGCAUUUUCGCCUACGGCCAAACUGGCUCGGGCAAGAGCUACACCAUGAUGGGCACCCCCGAUCAGCCUGGGUUGAUCCCACGCACUUGCGAAGACCUUUUUCAGCGGAUCGAGUCGAACGAGAGCGCCAAUAUCAGCUACAGUGUCCGCGUCUCAUACUUUGAGGUCUACAAUGAGCACGUCCGCGAUCUAUUCCAGCCGCGGACAGACCCUCCCCAGUAUCUCAAAAUCAGAGAGUCGCCGAUAGAAGGCCCGUACGUCAAGGACUUGACAGAGAUCCAAGUCAAGAAUUACGUCGAGAUUCUCAAGUAUAUGCGGAUGGGCGACAACUCAAGAACGACGGCCUCGACCAAAAUGAACGAUACUUCCUCGCGUUCCCACGCCGUCUUCACCAUCAUGCUGAAGCAGAUCCACCACGACUACCGCACCGACGAGACCACCGAAAGACUGGCCCGAAUCCGAUUAGUUGAUCUGGCGGGCUCUGAACGUGCAAAAGCAACCGAAGCGACGGGCCAGAGGCUGAGAGAAGGGGGAAACAUCAACAAAUCUCUGACAACGCUUGGAAGGGUGAUUGCUGCACUGGCCGACCCCAAACAUGCCCGAGUACACAAUUCCAAACGGUCAACCCGCGACAUUGUCCCAUAUCGUGACUCGAUCCUCACCUGGUUGUUGAAAGACUCGCUGGGUGGAAACUCCAAGACCGCCAUGAUUGCGUGCAUUGCACCGGCCGACUAUGAUGAGACAUUGUCGACUCUCCGCUACGCCGACCAGGCCAAGCACAUCCGCACAAAGGCCAUUGUCAACCAGGAUCAUGUUUCGUCCGCCGAGAAGGAUGCUCAGAUCGCCGAAAUGCAAGACACCAUCCGUACUUUACGAUGGACUCUGAGCCAGCAACAACAGAAUGGCAGUGUCUCGGUCAUCAGAGCCGUUCAAGAAAGUGCCGAAGUUCAAUCGGAGAAGAUUCGCGAAUUCACCACCAAGUACGAGAAUAUGCUGCAGAUUAUGGAAGAGAAACUUGCCAUUUCAGAGUCGAAAGUUCGCCAGCUCGAAGAAGAAAAGGAAGCCCUGAGCAUCCACCUGAAGCUGGUGCUUGAAGAACUCAAGAACCCCAUCGUCAUUAAUAAGGAGGAGAGCGUGUCACCGGAUACGCGGUCGAGAGCAGCAACGCCAGACAUGAUCUACGAAGACGACACUGCUUCGGGUGACGAGGUCGACACAGACUCGGAUUAUGACGAUGAAGCAGCGGACAUGCAGGAGGAGAUGGAGGCGCUAAUAUCCGACCUGGCCAUGUUCAAGAAGAAGCUGGCAGCCGACCACGAGAUGCUUGGUCUGAGCGUCACGGCAUGA